AUGAAAGACAGUGAGAUUGAUCUGAGCUUGGAAAAUAUUGCAAAUGUGAAAAUCAAGGCAUAUAAAAAUAAUAACAUUUACAAAAAUGAGGAAUCAGAGGAAAGAAAGAAAAACAGUAAAAGUUACUACAACGUAUAUAUUUUGACGUACAUAAAACAUAUCGUAAGGAUAAAAACUAACUUAGCCCUACAUGGAGGAUUAUACAGUAAUUAUUUUGAGAAAUAUGAAGAGGAAUCUAUUUCUAAUAUAAUGCUAGAAAAUUUGCUGAAAAAAGAUGGACACACUGAUCAGAGAAAUUUUUUAGAACCAUGGAAAAGUGGUGCAACGAAUGGAAGUGGAAAUAAUGGAAAAGGCAAAGAUCCAGAAAAAAGAAAUGAAGCAAAUGAGAAGAAAAACAGCGAAAGAGGACCAGCAGCAGCAGGAGGAGGAGGGGUAGGAGAGAAAGACCUGAAUUACUCCAUUAAGGAAUUGUUGAAAAAAUUAAUAAAAUCAUACAAUAUUCGAGAAAAUAAAAUUUUUUUAGUUACUGGGAUGUUAGGGUGUGGAAAAACUACCUGUGUUAGUUUAGCCAUUGAAUAUUUCAACAAAUAUUUACAAAUUGAAAAAAAUAUGAAAAGCAAAAAUGAAAAAAAGAAUGUCUUAUUUCUGUCUGCGGAUGAUAGUAUAAGCAAAAAAAUAUACAAAAAAACGCCAUAUAGUGUGAAGAACUAUCAGCGAGAAGAGACCUCACGUCUUGAGUCCUCUCCUAGACACGUUAAAAAGAAGAUUAAGAUUCACUGUGAUGAACCACUUUUUAACUUUACACCAAAGAAGAGAAAAAUGAAUAACGGGAAGAGCAAUGUAAGAAGGAGAAAUGAAUCAAAAUGCACGUCAAAUGAAGAGGAGGAGGAAGAAGAAGAAGAAGAAGAAGAUGAAGAAGAAGAUGAAGACGUAGGGGAAGAAAAAGAGAAAGACCAAUGUAACCCCUACUUGUGGAGUGAAAGUGAAGCAAGCCUGAAUGCGCAACAGAUAAACCAGAAUAUAAAAAACAUUUUCGAAAAUAACGAUCUUUCACCAUUAAGAAAAAACGCAAAUAUUAGAAAUAAAAUUCAAUUUGAAGAAUUUUUUAAGGAAAAGAAUAAUUUAAGCGAAAUAAAAACGCAAAGUGACGAUGACAAUGCUGAAUUUAAUGCAAAAUAUAAAAAAAUUGUAGAAGAAAUAAAAAAAGAAGAAAAUGAACAAAGAUGUAUUUACACAAUUAGAAUUAGUGCAUACUUAUACAGAGAUGACAUGCAGUGUAUAAAAUCUAUACUAAGCCAGUUACAGAAUUAUGUAGAUGAUGUGGAUUCCAAAACUGAAGGAAAUUUAUUACUAAAUGAUUAUAUUAUAAAAUUGGAAAAAUUAUUAAUUCAAAUAAAUAAUGAAAAAAAACAAACUCUAUUGAUUAUUGAAAAUGUUGAAAAAUUUUGCUUACAGAAUAAGCAGAAUUUAUUAUAUACCCUUUUUGAUUUGUUACACAAAAAAAAUAUAUGCAUUAAUAUUAUAUGUUUGACCAAUGUGUUAGAUAUUACACAAACCUUAGAAAAGAGAAUAAAAUCGAGAUUCACUUUCGAAAUGUUACAUAUUUCUCCUCUUUUAAAUAUAGAAGAAAUUUCGAAACUUGUAUACAAAAUAUUGUAUGUCAAUUUGGACGACUUCCAUCUUAUCAAGAAAUAUUACUCUGUCUAUUUUACCUACCCAGAUUUAAUAAAAAUACAACGAUUUUUGCAAAUCUACAAUUCCACUAUGCAAAAGGAGAUUGCUGAUUCUCUUCUUCUCAAGCAGUGGUCUUAUGACAUCAACUAUGGUCUUGACAUCAGGCACAUUUAUCACACUUGCGUAGAUGCAAUACUUUCUAUCUGUGAAUAUCGACACAUUUUAUGUGGUGAGAGGAGAAACAAUGGUAAUCGACAUGUCAGUGGGAAUAGUCACUAUUCCAGUGUUGACAAUUACCACAUGGGUGCAUUCCAAAACAAUACUCUUUUGGACGCUCACUCGGAUUACAUGUCAAACGCAUCUGAUCCAGAAAACGGGUUCUGUAAAAAGGGCACUUCGGAUUCUCUGAAUUGCAGCAUGAACCCGCAUGCUGAAGAAGAAGAAGCAGAAGAGGAAGGGGAAAAUACUUGGCAGCAGAACCAAUUUUUGGAGGGGGAAGAACUAAGGGAAGCAUCCCCAAUGAAGGGAAAAAAGCAUAAUAAUAAUCAUGCACAUUUGGGAAAUAAUAAAUCGGGAAUUUUUUCAAAAGAAAAGAAAGCCAACUUAGAAUACCUAAUGGAACAAAGGCCAGGAAAAUUAUACUGCACUCCAGUUAAAAGAAAUUUGCAUGAUGAUGCAAGGGAAGAUAAAAAUGAAGAAUGUCGAGAUAGUAAGUUCCAGUUUGAUAUGAAUAUAGACAUGAGUCCACGUAAAUUAAAGGAAAAUAUAAAGUUAAAAACAAAAGUGGAAAGUCAAUACAUUUUGAAUAAUGUACAAUCUAAGUUUAUUAGAAGACAUUAUAUAAAAAAAGUUUUGAGAGAUUUAUGUUCCAUUGAAUAUAUGAUAUUAUGUGCAUUUACAAGAUUAUAUAAAAAAGAAUUAUUACCCAAAACAUUGUAUGUUAUAAUUUUAGAAAUUAAUAAAUUUAAACAAGCUUAUCCACAAGAACAGAUUAUUGGAUUUUCCCUGGAUGCUUACAGAAGAUCCUUUUUUCGAUUAGUCGACUUGGACAUUAUUGUCUUGUCUUCAUAUUCCUUAAGUCAUUUGAAUAUUAAAAAUUUCAGCAAUGAUCUUUUUGGCCUGCAUGAACCUACAAAAUUCCCUUGCUAUGACAUAUUUCUGGAAAACAUCGAAUCCUACAAUUUGAACCACAAUUUGAUUCAGUGGGUUAAGCACAACACAGAGGUUAUGCAGUAA
This is a messenger RNA of Plasmodium gonderi, 2910 nucleotides long. RefSeq lists its product as hypothetical. The transcript has a single exon. Gene Ontology annotation, molecular function: DNA replication origin binding. NCBI's taxonomy places the organism in Eukaryota, Apicomplexa, Aconoidasida, Haemosporida, Plasmodiidae. The record is from RefSeq and is a predicted model, not a curated record. The coding region runs from base 1 to 2910 and encodes 969 amino acids. Gene Ontology annotation, cellular component: nucleus; nuclear origin of replication recognition complex. Gene Ontology annotation, biological process: DNA replication; DNA replication initiation.